AUGAAAACCCUGUUCCUACUCUGCCUUGUUGUUGCUUUGGCACUCUGCGAAACCCCUCCAUUCUUAGCCGGUGCUUCCAAAGAAGCUGUAGCCGAAUGGGAAACAUUGGCAGCAGGAUUUGCUGAUUUAUCUGAAAACGAAAUUGUUACCAAAGUCAACGCAUAUGUUGCUAAACACGGAGAAAUCAAGGAUGCUUUUGAGAAGUUCAAGGCCCAAGUCAUCGCAGAUCAAAGUAAAGCAGAAGAAGAGCACAAAGUUGCUAUAGCGAAACUGUCCAAAGAAGCACAAGAAGCUGACAAGAAACUUCUGGCAAUUAGCAGUGACAAGAGUCUGAAACAGAAGGAAAAGGAUGUUAAAAUUCAAGAAAUCUUUUCCUCUUUACCAAAAGCUGUUGUGGACGAACUGGACAAGGCAAAUGCUUAA
Enterobius vermicularis (human pinworm) is the source of this 423-nucleotide messenger RNA. Lineage: Eukaryota; Metazoa; Nematoda; Chromadorea; Rhabditida; Oxyuridae. The record is from the annotation of a GenBank genome assembly.